Messenger RNA from Passer montanus (Eurasian tree sparrow), 1185 nucleotides. RefSeq names its product vacuolar protein sorting 72 homolog (gene VPS72). Gene Ontology annotation, cellular component: nucleus. Bases 34 to 1086 code for a protein of 350 amino acids. The transcript has 7 exons. Lineage: Eukaryota; Metazoa; Chordata; Aves; Passeriformes; Passeridae. Gene Ontology annotation, biological process: chromatin remodeling; regulation of DNA-templated transcription. Gene Ontology annotation, molecular function: ATP-dependent H2AZ histone chaperone activity. The record is from RefSeq and is a predicted model, not a curated record.
GCGGCCCGGCAGGCGGGCGGGCCGAGCGCCGAGAUGAGCCUGGCGGAGGGCCGCGCCCCGCGGCGCACGGCGGGGAACCGGCUCUCGGGGCUGCUGCAGGCCGAGGAGGAGGACGAGUUCUACCAGACCACCUACGGCGGCUUCAACGAGGAGUCCGGGGAUGACGAGUACCGCGGCGAGCACUCGGACAGCGAUGACGAGGUGGACUCGGACUUCGACAUCGACGAGGGCGACGAGCCGGGCUCGGAGCAGGACGAGGCCGAGCCCCGGCGCCGCCGCCGCGUGCUCACCAAGGCCUACCGGGAGCCGCUCCAGAGCCUGCGGGCCAGGAAGGCGGAGGGGCCGCGGGCAGCCAGGGGCAGGGAGGUGAAGGGGCUGCCCCUGGAGCUGCAGGAGGACGGCGGAGACAGCCGGAAGCACAUGCGCCAGUCCACCACGGAGCACACGCGGCAGACGUUCCUGCGGCUCCAGGAGCGCCAGGUGCAGUCCAAGAGGAAGAAGGGAGGCACCAGCCACGAGCGGCCCCUGACCCAGGAGGAGCUGCUGGAGGAGGCCAAGAUCACUGAGGAGAUCAACCUGCGCUCCCUGGAGAACUACGAGCGGCUGGAGGCGGACAAGAAGAAGCAGGUGCAGAAGAAGAGGAAGAUCGUGGGCCCCGUGAUCCGGUACUGGUCCCUGACCAUGCCCCUCCUGCCCGAGCCCGGCCGCGAGGACCCUGUGGACGUGGAGGGGCUGGGCCCCGAGGCGCGGCCGCCGUCGCCGGGGAAGUGCUCGCGCACCUUCAUCUCCUUCAGCGACGACGCCACCUUCGAGCGCUGCUUCCCGCGGGCCAAGGCGCCGCGGCUGCCGGUGCGCGAGCUCUGCCCCGUCACGCACAAGCCGGCGCUCUACCGCGACCCCAUCACCGACAUCCCCUACUCCAACGCCCGCGCCUUCCGCAUCAUCCGCGAGGCCUACCGCAAGUACGUCACGGCCCACGGGCUGCCCAGCGCCGCCGCCGCCGCCGCCGCGGGCGCCGGGGACAGCGCCGGGGCGCGGCCCGGCCGCCAGAAAAUCGUCAUCAAGCAGAGCGUGCCCAGCGCCUGACGGCGGGAGCUGGGAGCUGGGGUGUGGGGGUGCUGGGGUGCGGAGUGUCCUUUGCAAAACAGCAGAAAAUCAUCCUCAAGCAGAGUGUUCCCAGUGCCU